AUGGCAGCAACAACUCAAAAUGGUACUGUCGAUGGUAGUGAUUACAAGAGGCCAGCUUACAAUGAAAUGACUAGCAAAGAUUAUUACUUCGAUUCAUAUGCCCACUUUGGGAUACAUGAAGAAAUGUUGAAAGAUGAAGUACGAACGAUUACAUAUCGGAAUGCCAUUUAUCACAACAAGCAUUUGUUUAAAGACAAGAUUGUUAUGGAUGUCGGCUCAGGAACGGGUAUCUUGUCCAUGUUUGCAGCUAAAGCUGGUGCCAAAAAAGUUAUUGCGAUUGAAUUUUCGAAUAUGGCCACACAAUCCAAGCAGAUUGUAAAAGAUAAUAAUUUGGAAAAUAUUAUUGAAGUUAUCCAUGGGAAAGUUGAAGAUGUGAAAGAGUUACCUGACGGCAUUGAAAAGGUUGAUGUUAUUAUAUCCGAGUGGAUGGGUUACUGUUUGUUCUAUGAAUCGAUGCUGAAUACAGUGAUUUAUGCUCGUGAUAAGUGGUUGAAAUCGGAUGGUGCCCUGUUUCCAGACAAAGCGAAGCUCUUCUUAUGUGCCAUUGAAGAUCGGCAGUAUAAGGAGGAUAAAAUCAAUUGGUGGGAUAAUGUUUAUGGCUUUAAUAUGUCGAGUAUUCGUCGUGUAGCGAUCACAGAACCAUUAGUUGAUGUUGUUGAUCACGCUCAAGUUGUUACCAACAAUUGCCUCAUUUGUGAUAUCGACUUAUACACUGUCAAAGUAGAAGAUCUGACAUGGACAAAUAAUUUCUCUCUGCGAAUAACAAGAAACGAUUAUGUGCAAGCAUUGGUUACAUUCUUUACAAUUGAAUUUUCCAAAUGCCAUAAACGUACUGGUUUUUCUACCGGACCUGAUUGUCAAUACACUCACUGGAAACAGACAGUUUUUUAUCUGCAGGAUGCGCUAACCUGUAAAAAGAAUGAAGAAAUUACAGGAGCAUUUUCAGUAGCACCGAAUGCUCGGAAUGAAAGAGAUUUAGAUUUCAAAAUCUCCGUCAAGUUUCAUGGUGAUGAAAAUAUUUUUGUUUUCAUAAUUUUUAUGCAGUUGCUUUCUCAUAGCAUUCAGUCUUUUUUGAUUGCAUCGGACGGUCGUUUGAUCACAAUCAUGUCAGAUACUUAUAGCAAGACUUCUUCAUCAGUGGAGGAACUUGGUGCAACUCAACAAUCUAAAAAUGGUAAAUUGGAUGCUACCAUUUCUUCAGCAGCUGAAAAUCACUAUGACAGAAAUGUAUCGACGAAUGUUAAACAAAUUUCAAAAAGAAUUCCAAGGAAAGACUACAAACUAAUCCAGAAAGUAGAAGAGAAAGUUGUGCAGGAAAAAAGUGUACGAACUGGAAGUCCUAGACGGCGAAAGGCCACAUUGUUACAUUUUGCUCCAACAAACGAGUUACCGGAUGUUGCACGUGUACAACUUUUGCUCAGCAAUAUUAGUGAACGGCCAUUACAGUUCAGCCUGAAAAGUGAACCUGGCGUAGAUAUCUCUGCAUUGCCAAGUGCAAAAGGCCAUAUUAGUGCUCACGGUUCAGCAAAGUGUACUUUAACAUGGCGCCGUGAAGCAAAUGUCGAGAAAUGGUCAGACGCGCAACAGCCAAAAAUGAUUCUCGUUCUGGAUUUUCUUCGUAAAGUUGUAUCCGGUCAAACUUGUGAUUCAGAUAGACCACCCGUUGAACAACUAAUGCUGGACGCAGCUACUAACGAAUAUUCUCGAUCGAUGCCAAAGGAACCCCUAGUACUUGAGCAAGCGUAUACUCCUAAAAAAAAAUUGGAAAGAGAGAAAGAUGAGGCGAACAUGGGAGAUAUAGUGAACAAUGUUGCGAAUUGGCUCAGCCAGCAGUCAAAAAAUUCCCUACUUGGAUUAUUUUUGUUGAUGAUAUUCUUCUAUUUUAUAGGGACUUUAAAUAGUUCCAAACAAAAACAGCAUGAUAAGUAG
Messenger RNA from Acanthocheilonema viteae, 1929 nucleotides. The record is from the annotation of a GenBank genome assembly. Lineage: Eukaryota; Metazoa; Nematoda; Chromadorea; Rhabditida; Onchocercidae.